AUGGCUGGUUUACUAGCUGCAUACGGUUAUAGAACAUACCUUGGUGGUUCUCAACAAACUCCUCUCUCUCCUACUUGUCACACUAAGGAAGAAGAAAACUGUAGCUCUGUGGAUUCUUGUGAUUCACUAUGCCAUUGCAAAGAAGUGUCUAAUUUAUCCAACUCUGACGUACAAGCAAAAAGUGGAGCUGAUCUAUGGCUUCUUAAUAGUUGCACCGUUAAGGGUCCCGCAGAAGAUCACUUUAGAAAUGCAAUAAUCACUGCAAAAAAGUUGAAAAAGCGGGUCGUCGUUGCUGGGUGUGUUCCACAAGGAAAACCUGACUCCGAAUAUCUCAAGGUACUUACUGUCUAUCUGCCUAACUUUAUAAAUCCUUUAAUCUAA
This is a messenger RNA of Protopolystoma xenopodis, 381 nucleotides long. NCBI's taxonomy places the organism in Eukaryota, Metazoa, Platyhelminthes, Monogenea, Polystomatidea, Polystomatidae. The record is from the annotation of a GenBank genome assembly.